AUGUCACAAGAACCGGAAGCUAAACGGACGAAACUUCUCAACGAUACAGAUCUGCCAUCCUGCGAACUACCGAAGGAUGAUCUCACGGAGAUUCGAUCGAUUGUGGGUGACGAGUUUACUACACCAACUCCACUGGUUCAGGUGUACACUGCGCGUGUGAUAGACAAUCGACAGCUUUCCCAAUUGGUACCGGCUUUGUCACGUAUUCUGCCCAUGGCAAACCUUCAACACCUCAAGCGAGUGAAUCGUGAUGGAACGAUAAUCCUUGCGCCGGUCGAUCAGCUGAAUGAGAUCAUCCAGCAGCAGAAGCCAGCAGAAGAGAAGACUAAUCAACAGGAGAAGAAUGAAGAGUCCCCGAUAGAGGAUCGACUUGUGAGGGUCUUACGGUCGGGAGGCCUUCAACCAGCACUCGUCGAUGUACUCUGCGGGAAGUUGAAGGUUAUUUUGGUGCCCGCGGCUCAACCGCUGCUUCGUUGGCAGUACGAAAAAGCGAAUCAACUCUGGCCAUGCAAGUUCCAUCCGAAUCGAUACAACGAAGCGCUGUACGGGAACACAAUGUUCGAGCCAGCUGAAGUGGAAAACCACUGUCGGAUGAUGGCACUGUGUGUGCAGCUCGCGAGGAGCGUCGAUAACGAACCAUUCGGUAUAUGCGUGAAUCCUCGGCUAGAAGGACGUGUUGUUGCUGUUGCAUCGGGCCGGAGUGAUCAACACCCGGUCUGGCACUGUCCGAUGGUGUUGAUUGAUAUGGUCGCAGUGUCGCAAAAUGGCGGCAUAUGGCACCGGAAAACCAAUCAUGACAGCGACGACAUUCAUUCGGAAAGGAUUAACCUGCGGGAGGACGGUUUCCAAUACGGUGGAAUUGAAGCGCGAUUCGAGCAGUUUAUUCGCGAGCGGUAUAAUGGUACGGUUCACCUUGGUGCGGAACCGCCCCGAACCGGAACAAGCAUCAGCACCAGCACCUUCGUCGGUGGAUGUGAUGGCGUGGGAGAUCUACCGGACAGGAAGGCGACGGUACAGGAGGACAAUCUGGCCAAAUACGGACCGUAUCUGUGCACCGGGUACGAUGUGUAUUUGACACACGAACCGUGCGUUAUGUGCGCGAUGGCCCUGGUGCACAGCCGUGUAAGGCGCGUGUUCUUUCACAAACGGACUGCAAGGGGUGCAUUGGUGACGCUGGUGAAGCUGCACACCGUGAGGGACUUGAACCACCACUACGAGGUGUUCCAAAUUACUUAA
This is a messenger RNA of Anopheles nili, 1236 nucleotides long. Its product is annotated as probable inactive tRNA-specific adenosine deaminase-like protein 3. The transcript has a single exon. Gene Ontology annotation, biological process: tRNA wobble adenosine to inosine editing. The coding region runs from base 1 to 1236 and encodes 411 amino acids. Lineage: Eukaryota; Metazoa; Arthropoda; Insecta; Diptera; Culicidae. The record is from RefSeq and is a predicted model, not a curated record. Gene Ontology annotation, molecular function: tRNA-specific adenosine-34 deaminase activity. Gene Ontology annotation, cellular component: cytoplasm; nucleus.